Molecule: messenger RNA, 2511 nt
Organism: Portunus trituberculatus (swimming crab)
Lineage: Eukaryota; Metazoa; Arthropoda; Malacostraca; Decapoda; Portunidae
Product: glutamate receptor ionotropic, kainate 2-like
Exons: 13
Coding region: 333-2339 (668 amino acids)
Cellular component (GO): membrane
Molecular function (GO): glutamate-gated receptor activity
Source: RefSeq, a predicted model, not a curated record
GGUCGGCAGCUGUGAGUGGUGGUGGAUGUGUUAGUGAUGAUGGGUAUACGGGUGACGAAACGAUUUGUGAUAAGCCACAGCCCCGCGAAAUGGCGCAUCACUCACAGCUGGUGCCUGGAUGUGUGUGAAUUGUGAAAUCUAUUGAAUUUUUUCCCCAUUAAAUACUGUGUGUUGCAAUGUAGCUACUCCUUGGCCACAGUGGUGAGUGAGCUCGAAAGGACGAUUUCGUUACUGCUUCGAAUAACUCCGGUACCAUUUAUUGUACGUGCUGCCUAGGCGUUAGAUGAUGUGGGCGAGGCAUUGACCGAGGCUGGCGACUGAAGGAGCUGACAAUGGCUUUCGAAGGAAUGGUGACCUACAUUUCAAGAGUAAUUACGUUGCUGGUGGUUGUUAUGGCUGCUGCUGCUACUACUGCUGCUGCUGCUGAGGUGUUUGUUUUGACACGUCAUGAUGAUUUUCAACGCUGUAACACUUGGUGCGGCAGUGGACGUUCACUUACAACGAGGCUUCGAAAAGGUGACAUAAGGAUGGCAAUGGAAGACUUCCCUAAGGGCGUGUUUCCGUCACGUUUAGUACUUCAGGCUGUGGAGGAUGCGAUUAGUGUGAUGAUGCGGGACGGACUUGUGGUGGUGCUUCAUGACGGUCAGUCCAACACCGAGAAUGUGCUGCAGGGAGUCCUGGCCAGCCUCGGUGUGCAGCUCAUCCUCGUGGACCUAGGAUACCCAGGAGUGACUGAGGCCGUGUGGCUUGGGGACUUCAACAGUGCCUUCUAUGUCCACCUUCUUAUAUUCGAUGAUCCAGCUACUGUGGAGGACUUCUUGGAAUGGGUGCCUGAACACACGUGGGCGCCGCGACAACUACUGCUCCUCAACAUUAACUGGUCAUUGAACGCGACCACGAUCCUGAGUCACCCCAGGCUUCGCCACUCCUCCUUCCUCACCCUUUUGCAACCACACCUUAAGAUAGGAGGAGAGCCCGCCUAUCGCAUCCUCACCUACGAAACUUUCAAGCCGGGAAACAAGAUUGUCCAUCGAGGAAACUUGAGUCCGUCGUCUUCGUUCAGUUCUCUCUUUCCUGACCGUUUUUCUACCUUCCACGGCCACCACUUCCAAAUCUCCAGCUGGAUCGAUGACUUUCCUUAUAUCAUUAAAGGCGAGACGUUAAACGACACUUAUGGAAUUGGUGUCAACAUGCUCAACGACAUCGCAAAUAUUUAUAACUUUACAUACCAGUUAUCCGAGCAGUCCGAGGACGGUAUGUGGGGCGACCUGAGCAACGGUUCCUGGCGGGGCAUGAUCGGCGAGGUGAAGAGAGGUGACAGAGAUUUUUGCAUCAAUGUGAUGAGCAUCACGAGAGACCAGUUUCGUGCCGUGGACUUCAGCGUGCCCUACAAUGUGGAUGGUUUCUCGUUUCUGUUGAGGAAUCCACUCCCUCCUCCGAGGUGGUGGUCUAUCGUCUUCCCCCUGAGCUGGGAGGCGUGGAUCGCUGUCUUGGUGUGUGUGCUUACGCUGCCAUGGCCACUAUUUCUGCUCGUCAAGCUUGAUGUGGCAUCUCCCAGUCAAGUUCACAGGGAGUCCAAGGUCUCGCUUAAUAGGAUGUAUCUAGAGGUGAUGAAGAUAGUCCUUCACCAGAACUCGAUGCAACCUUCAUCAGUUACUUCCGUCAGGAUCUUCUUGGGCGUCUGGUUUCUGGCGGCGAUGGUGUUGUUUAUCUCCUACACCGGGAACUUGGUGGCGUACAUCACAGUGCCCGCCAAGCCACAGAUGCUGACCAUGGUGGACCAGUUGGCAGAAGCGGAUGUCAUACCCAUAAUGUUGGACUACGGAACAUUCAUCCCUGCGUUACUGAAUGCCUCGAAGGACCCAACGUUGAAAAAGCUCGGCGAAAAGUUGCUGCUGGUUGAUGAUAACUCCGAUAUGGCAUUUGAUAUGGUGCAUAAGGGAUACGCUUUUCUGGAGGGAGCGGAGUACUUCAGAUACAUCGUUAUCACUCACCGAGUCACCAAUGUUUACUUCCUUCAGGAGAUGCUGUUUCCUACUUAUAUAGGAUGGAUCUUUCCGAAAAACACGGCCUGGAAGCAUAAGUUUGACCUUUACAUACAAAGAUUUGUAGAGACCGGCUUCAUCUCUUUCUGGAAAAAAUGGCUUGCAGAUAACUUGCGGAAGGAAAUGAAUCUGACGGAAGGGGCAGGGGUGAAGCAGGAGAGAAGACCGCUCAAUCUUGACGACUUAAAGGGAGUGUUCUUGGUGUAUCUGGCUGGACUUGUGGCUGUCUUGGUGGCUGGCACCUCGGAAAUUCUACAUCAUCACCAAGAUCUUAUUAUCAGCGGAAGAAAAUGAAUCAUAACCUCCCAUGUGUGCAGUGUACUGGUUUUGCUUUCAACACACACACACACACACACACACGACCUAUGAUAUCUCAUGAUACUUUCGAUCUGUCAUUAUUUCGCAUAUAUGUUUUCUCUUUAUGAACGGAUUGUUGUUUGGAACGUUGUCUCUAACAACCAAUCAU